This is a messenger RNA of Drosophila rhopaloa, 1971 nucleotides long. RefSeq lists its product as uncharacterized. The transcript has 3 exons. NCBI's taxonomy places the organism in Eukaryota, Metazoa, Arthropoda, Insecta, Diptera, Drosophilidae. The record is from RefSeq and is a predicted model, not a curated record. Bases 90 to 1193 code for a protein of 367 amino acids.
CUGUUUUUCUGGCACACCGACGCCGCACUAAGCUUUUUGUGUUAAAUAUUUCUAUAUUUCAGUCUUAACCGCAGGUGGAAAAACUCAAAAUGACGGAUUUCAAUGCGUCCGCAGCCAUGUUGCCUUUGGAUGAAUACUACCAACAAUGCGUAAUACCAAAACCAAAAGUUCCGCCCCGGUACUCCACUAAACCCAUUUCAAAGAAAAACAAACGCCAGGCUGGGCACUUGCGAUCAUACAAGGAAGUGGGUGAAGAUGACGAUGACGAAGAUGAUAAUGAGGAUUUCCUGGGCGCCGAGCUGGAGAGGAACUACCAGGAAGAAGGUGUCAAAGAGUUUGAUGCCGAUCUGAACUUUGAGAUGAACGACUUCAAGAUGAAUUGGGAGGAAGAGGUCUCACCGAAUCUAGAACUCUAUCAAAGCUCCGCUCAGUGGCGCAUAUACGGCAACAAUGUGAACCGGCCAGCAGGAGCAGCUCCUCUGGUGCCAAAUGACCAGACACGUGGCAAUGUUAAGUCGCGUUUGGAUCUGAGAAAUAGCUCCCGUUUUCGGGAUAAUAACAACCACAGGCGCAAUCUUAACCACAUCCAAAAUCGCAACAGCUUCCAUCGCGGACAGCAGCAGGCGCAGAGCGCCAUGGAGCAGCGCAUGCGCACCGCCUACAAUGCCUUCAGUAGCCAAUCAACAACAACAGCCUAUGCCAAGCAGCCAGGCGACGUACUAACAAACAUAAACAAUCAUUUCCAAUAUUCCCACCAGGACCCCAGUGACCUGCAUACCACCACCAACACCAUGGGAUUCGAAUCCAACGACUGGGCCGGACCCAGCUCAAUCACCUCGCUGAUCGAUUCAGUGUCCAAUAUUCCAGAUAAUCGUGUCAAGAAUCGUUUGGGCUGUGAAACCAUUUCCGGAUUGCCGCACACCUCAUUGAACGAUUUAAUUUCCGGAGUCCCACAAGAUAACAGUUUUCUGAAGUCAAACCUGGACACCGCGAAUGAUUCCGAGAGUAUGAAAGUCAGCAAAAUGGCCCGUAACGUGCUGCUCUUACUCAAGAGUGUGGCCCAGAAGACCGAGCAAGGUGCAUCCUCUGAUUUUUUUCAGAACAUCGACUGGAUGAAUGGGCCAGGAGAGCAGCCCCGAAGUGACGCCAUGCCGGGAAUGGACGGGCAGUACCAGCAGAUGCGCUUCAACUAGAAAACCGACAGCAAGUUAGACUUAGAGAGCCCAUCUAUAAUAAGUUACUUUUUACCAGCCACAUUAUGUUUAAAAUUUGAAUUAGUUAGGAUUGGCGGGCAGUUUCUGUGCGAAUUGUUAGCCGGUGCAGAGCAAGAAGAAGAUUUCGAUGAGGUCCAGUGAAUGACAGCGAGUGAACAGACGUCAACGUCGGCGGAGGUUUUUUUUAUAUACAAUACAUAUUUCGGCUGAUAAGAACAGGCUGGCCCGCUUAUCAGCAAUGCACAACAAGAAGUACACACAGACGGGCGAGAUGUGAGAAGCGAAAGCGGACGAAAAUAGAAACAAACGGCGAUAAAUUUACAGCGAAGGCGAAUUUUCAUACAUAAGCGAUGUGCCGAAGAGGAAUAGAGUAAUAAUCAAUCAGUUAAUCAGCAAAACAGCCGGAGCGCGGACGUGAAAAUGAUCAGCGGGAACGGAUAGCGGGAUAGUGAGCAGUGAUCGUAACUCCGCAUAGUGCUUAACAUUAACCUCAACCUACCUAUGUAUUGUGCUUUGUCGAAUGUAGAACGGCAUCUUAAUUUGUUAUUUUGUUUUUGGUCAAAAGCUGACAGGUGCAGCCAACAGAACAAAGAUCCAUCGAUUUAUUUCAUUUAGUAACUUGUAGAGCGUAGUUUUUGUAGCGGUAUCGAACUCAGUUUAACGAUUUACCGCAAAGAAUACCAAAUAAACUUAAAUCAGUACACUAAAUGUUAGUUGUUCGUCCUCGCCAGUGCCCAGCAUGUUGAAAUCGAAGCAG